This is a messenger RNA of Microtus ochrogaster (prairie vole), 952 nucleotides long. RefSeq names its product ral guanine nucleotide dissociation stimulator-like. The transcript is spliced from 5 exons. The record is from RefSeq and is a predicted model, not a curated record. Bases 1 to 669 code for a protein of 222 amino acids. NCBI's taxonomy places the organism in Eukaryota, Metazoa, Chordata, Mammalia, Rodentia, Cricetidae.
AUGUUCUCUUGCUGCCUUCAGACUACUCAAGGCUCUGGCCUCAAGAAGGACAACAGUGAAGGCCAUGGUGGUGUUUGGAGACAGCGGGUCCGUUCUUGCCUCCAACGCCUCUGGCCAUUUGGUAGGAAGGAAACAAACUUGACCAAGGGCAGCCAGAGUCAAGAACACACAGAACAGGUUGAGAAGAAGUCUGCCCCAAAGAACCUGAAGAAGCCCUGUACAGAGUCCCGCAUCAGUGCAGACAUGGUGGAAAAGUUGGUGAACCACCUGGUACCCUCCCUGCAGGGUGGGGACCUCUUCUUUGUCCCUGCCUUUCUGUACACCUACCAAAGGUUUACCACUACCCAGCAGGUGCUGGACCUGCUGUUCAAGCGGUAUGAAUACUUCCGCCCUUAUUGUGAAGAGGAUGAACGGGUAAAGAAGACCAUUUGUACCUUCCUGGACACGUGGAUGGACAAGAAACCUGAGGAAUUUUGCCAGACUUCAGCUCUGUCCAUCGUGAAACAGAUGAAGAACUACUUGAUUGUACAUACGCCCUACUCAGACCUUGUUCUUCGUGUCCAUAUGCUCCUGACUCAUUUGGAGGAACAAAAGGCCACUGAAACAGAGGCCAAGGAUGAAGAAGACUCAGACCUGGGCAGCCACACAUCUGCAGAUCCAGAGCACUAACCAGCAGUGAAGCCAGUCAUCUGGAGCCAGAACCAACUUGCACACCAGAGUCAAAGAGCACCAACACCACCAGAAGAUUCCAUGAUACCUCUGCUGCUGGGACCAGACAUGACAGCAGAUUUGAGCCAGGACAGCAACAGCAGCUGCGGUUUCUGUGUGUCUCACCACAACAGGAGACACUGAGCAACUUUCACACACCUCACCUUAAGAGCAGUGGGUCCGGCUCCCCAGAGAACAGCCCUGCCACCCUCUUUCCUCUGGUUGUCCAUCUAUAUCUGCUCUG